Messenger RNA from Penicillium taxi, 303 nucleotides. RefSeq lists its product as uncharacterized. The coding region runs from base 1 to 303 and encodes 100 amino acids. The transcript has 3 exons. NCBI's taxonomy places the organism in Eukaryota, Fungi, Ascomycota, Eurotiomycetes, Eurotiales, Aspergillaceae. The record is from RefSeq and is a predicted model, not a curated record.
AUGCAAUUCAAGUCUAUCUUUGUUCUGUCUAUAGUGUCUACUGCAGCUACUGCAGCUCCUGUGGAGGAUAUUGAGACGAGACAAGCAAGUUGUCCUGUUGCUACCGCACCCUAUUGCUGUGACUCGUACCUCGCAAUCAAUAUCCCCAACAUCAUCAACGGAAUUGGGCUGGGUCAUUGUGUUGCACGGGUCGACCCUGAGAAAUGUGGUGAGGGUGGGAAGCCAAAAGUGGGCAUCUGCUGCCAGUAUCCAAAUCUUUCUUCCGGCAGCGUUACUUGUUUACCUUUCGCCCUUCCAGCAUAG